Messenger RNA from Benincasa hispida (wax gourd), 879 nucleotides. RefSeq lists its product as uncharacterized. The record is from RefSeq and is a predicted model, not a curated record. NCBI's taxonomy places the organism in Eukaryota, Viridiplantae, Streptophyta, Magnoliopsida, Cucurbitales, Cucurbitaceae.
AUGGAGCAUAUGUCGCAAGCGCCUGAUGCGACAAAAGAACAAAAACAAGCUAGCGAAGUCUUACAAGUCCCACCUCCCUACCCCAAUAAACUGAAAAUGAAAGAUAAUAGUCGGCAGUUCAAGAAAUUUUUGGACGUUUUGAAACAACUUCACAUCAACAUUCUCUUCGUUGAAGCUCUUGAGCAAAUUCCGAGCUAUAUGGAGUUCCUGAAAGACAUUAUUUUUAAUAAAAGAAGGCUGGAUGAAUUCGAAACCGUUGUGCUAACGCAUGAAUGUAGUGCACUGUUUAAAAAUAGCAUCUCGGUGAAACUAAAGGAUCUAGGAAGCUUCAUCUUGCCAUGUUCAAUUAGGGGAAAAGAAGUCGGCCAUGCGUUAUGCGUCUUGUGCGCAAGCAUCAACUUGAUGUCGUUAUCUAUCUUCAAGAAGUUAGGGAUAGGCGAAGCCAAGCCCACCACGGUAACCCUACAGCUCGCUGACCGAUCUAUAACGCAUCCUGAAGGGAAAAGCGAAGAUGUGCUUGUUCAAGUAGACAAAUUUAUCUUCCUUGUCGAUUUCAUUAUUUUGGAUUAUGAGGCGGAUGCUGAAAUUCCCAUCAUCUUGGGACAUCCAUUCUUGGCCACCGGGCGAGCAUUGAUAGAUGUACGGAAGGGAGAGCUGACCAUCCCUGUGGAUGAUCAACAAGUUAAAUUCAAUGUUUUUUAUGCUUUGAGAUACCCAGAUGAGCUGGAGACAUGUCAAUGCAUUGAUGUUGCGGAUAUUAGGCACUGGGAAUUGUUGAAGAAGGAACUAAAAGAGGAAGAAAAAGGCUUGGUCGUGGAAGAAGUUCGUGCAUUAAUAACACUUAACCAUGAUUUUGAGCCCUUGAAUCUGACUGAAUGA